Poecilia latipinna (sailfin molly) is the source of this 3130-nucleotide messenger RNA. RefSeq names its product nuclear factor erythroid 2-related factor 1-like. NCBI's taxonomy places the organism in Eukaryota, Metazoa, Chordata, Actinopteri, Cyprinodontiformes, Poeciliidae. The coding region runs from base 842 to 3106 and encodes 754 amino acids. Gene Ontology annotation, molecular function: RNA polymerase II cis-regulatory region sequence-specific DNA binding; DNA-binding transcription factor activity, RNA polymerase II-specific. The record is from RefSeq and is a predicted model, not a curated record. Gene Ontology annotation, biological process: regulation of transcription by RNA polymerase II. Gene Ontology annotation, cellular component: nucleus. The transcript is spliced from 8 exons.
AAAGGUUCUGCAGCUUUUAGGGCCCUGUGGAGACUACAUCUCAGCUCCUCUCGCUGUCCUCUGCAGGUCCCUCCUGACUGCUGAACUGCAGAAUGUGAACAUUGUGAGGAGAAGCUAUAGAAUCACUGUUCACUACUGACUAUGAAGAUGGAUUUUUAGGAAUAAUAAAGCUGUUGGGAAGACAUGAAUGGGUCCAAACUGUCAGUCACAUUUAGACAACUCUCCUCAUGUGUUUCCUCCGCUGUUCUUAACGUUCAACAGGAACUCUGACUCGGUGGAUCUGCCUGUGUUUGGAGGACAAAACACUAAAAUGUGUUUCCAUGUUAUUUCUCAACACUGUUGAGUUCCCAACACAAAGAAAAUCCUGGAACCAGACAGCAGGCAGGAGGAUGAUGCAAGUUUACGCUAACAGCAGAGCUGCCACUCACCAGCAGAGCAACAUACACCAACAGAGUGACACACUCCUCUGGUAACGGUGUGAGUCAUCAGAGGGAGGAGCCUAGCGCAGACCAGCUGCUUUAAAAAGGCUCAGCUUCUAACUUUGUCAGAACAGAAAUAGAGUGGUGGAAGUGAGUGAGGGCGACUGGAUCUGAGCUGCUGACCAGUGAACUGUCUGCCCGGCACACCUCUACUCUGAAGAAGACCCACCCUGAUCACUGGCCAGAAACUCAUCAUAGAUCUUUCUCUUGUUAGAGUGAAGCAGCAUGGCACGUUAGCUAUCUGCAGUAAUCUAUUAAAACAAUGAAGCCAAAAUGUAAUUUAACAUUUUAACAUAAAAUCCAAACUACAGUUCCACACGUCCUACCACAAAGAGAAAAGGAAUAGCACAAACCAAAGGACCAUGUUACACAUAAAGGAAUACUUCACAGAGGGACUCAUUCAGAUGGCCAUCCUGUUGAGUCUCUGUGGAGUUAGGGUGCAUGUGGGACUGGAGGUGUUCUUGCCUCCAUCCUGGUGUGAGCUGAUUCUGGGUCCAACCUCUGCGCUGACACACACACAGAUCCUGAACCUCCGCAACCGGCACAGCCUGCACCCCAAGAUGGUGGAUCUGGAUCAGUUCUUCACAGCGCGCAGGCUGUUUGGCUGGGUCCGCUCUCUGGACCGGAUACAGGUUUCUCAGGCAGAGCUGGAGACAUGGCUGGUCCAGCAGGAAGUUGGUCCUCUGUCUGGACGAUUUCCUGACCAGAACUUUCUGAUGGACAGAACACUGGGUCAGGUAGAGAGAGACCAAAGUGAGCCAACUAUGGGACAAGGAGAAGUUCUGGAUAGUCUGGAGGAAGAAGAGCAGAGAACUAAUAUUGACAGAAGUGAUGAAUCCUCUGAUGAAAAUCAGCCACUGGGCCUCGACCUGGAACUCCAGUGGCAGGAUCUAAUGGACAUCCUGGAGCCUGAGAACAUAGACGUUGAAAUGAUGACCUGUUCAAACCACAGCCCUGACUCAAGAACAGCUGCGACUGCACCAGGUGAUGGGUCUGAAGCUCCGCCCCCAUGUUCCAACACCCGUCCUGGGUCAGAGCAUCUCACAGGGACCUACUGGCAGCAGGAUCUGUUUGGGACUGCUAACCAGCUGCAACAGGAGCCAGUUCUUCUUCCAUUGACUCCCAGUGAUGAGCUGGAUAAGGAUGGUUCAGUGAUCAACACAGGUUUCACUUUGGAGAACUCCAGGAUGGACUCCUGGACAAUUCCUUCAAACUACGCUGACCUGCUAGACGAAAAUCCUGGUGGAGAUAACUUGGCAGUCUUCAGCAUGGACCUGCUCACUCAAGACAUUUCUCCCUUCAGCUCAGACUCUUCAUCAUAUGACCUGAAAACUCCUAGUGUCAGCCAAGCGUCCGGAGGGAAUGAUCUGGACCAGGACUUUGGACGAACAUCGUCCAGUUCCUUUGUGUUGGCUGAGGAAGGUGCAGACGGUUUUCCUGGCCACAUCAGAGACCUGUUGGAGAAUUUGAACAUCUUGGAAGACAUUCAGUUGUUAGAUGGACAACUGGAGGAAGGAUUCAGUCCUGAGCUGGAAGCAAUGUCUAAAGAGGAAGAGCAACUACACUGUGAUGGAGUCCAUCAGAGAGCUGGAAGGAGAGGUAACUGGAUGGAAGAUCAGGAGCAGCCCAGCAGACUGGGAGAUGUCUGGGCGGAGGCGGAGGUGGAGACGGACUCAGACUCCGGCCUGUCUCUGGACUUCAUCCACAGCCCUUCUUCCUUCUCUUCUCCUAUUGUUUCUGAAGGCUCAGCAGAUGAUUCUUCAUCCUGUGCGUCGGCUGUGGAGAAUGUGUUUUCUGACGAGGUGGACAGCAGCAAUGAGGACGGCUCAGCUCGAUCGCAUUUAGAAGUGGAGGUGACCAUUAAGCAGGAGGAAGUGGAGGAGGAGAUGGGAGCGGUUGGAGGACAUGGCGUACCACAGUUCCCUCCUAACCACGAAGAUUCCAAACUGUUUCCAGGCUUUUCCUGGGUGGAACACAUAGGCCAUGAUCACACCUACUACAACCCGCCCUUGUCCUCGCUGUCUUCUCCAGCUCCUGGGACGAUGUCCCCCAUACAGACUGAAUCAGCAGUGAGGGCUGGCAGCACCAGGCCAUGCUGCCUUUCCUCCUCCAGCCUGGCUCCAGAAACUAAAGCCUGGAGCCGAGAUGAGGAGCGAGCCCGGGCCCUCAGGAUCCCUUUCUCCUACCAGCUGAUUGUUAACUUGCCAGUAGAGGAGUUUAACCACCUGCUGAGUAGCGGCCAGCUCGGCCAGCUCAGCCAGCAGCAGCUGACCCUCAUCAGGGACAUCCGGCGGCGUGGGAAGAACAAGAUAGCUGCUCAGAACUGCAGGAAGAGGAAACUAGACGUUCUGCUAGCGUUGGAGGAAGACUUGAAGGCCCUGAGACUCCAUCGCUCAAAGCUGCUGCAGGAGAAGAGGAACAGCCUCAGGCGCUUGCAGGACAUGAAGAGCAGAUUUGGGAAGUUGUACCAGGAAAUCUUCUCCCAGCUGGAGGAUGAGAACGGCAGACCGCUGGACGCCACAGAGUACACGCUUCGUUUUGGACCUGAUGAUACAGUUACUGUGGCGUCGAUCAGAGCCAGUCAAAACGGCAAAAAACACAAAGGCGUGAAGAAGAAGAGGAGCUGAAUAAGAACUGAUCAGGUUGGAACC